UGAAGAGCUCAGACCACACAUAUUCAUAUUACUUUUUUUUCAAUAACUUGCGCAUCAUGUUCACUAGAAUAUGUCUAUUGCCAUCUCUAUAUAUAGACAUUCUCUUUGUAUAUCCAUAUAUUCAAACCUCCUUCACUUCCCAUCAAUUUUCAUUUGAAAAAUUACCAAUGGGGAACUGCCUUCCUCAAAGCAAAGUUUUGCCCAUUAACACAACUUUUAAGCUUCCAUCUCCAAUUCCCACUUGGCCUCCAGGUGAAGGUUUUGGGAGUGGAACAAUUGAUCUAGGAGGACUUUUAGUAACUCAAGUUUCAUCUUUCACCAAAGUUUGGGCUACCUAUGAAGGUGGACCAAGGGACCUUGGUGCAACAUUUUUCGAGCCUUCGUCGAUACCAGAUGGAUUCUUCAUGCUUGGUUGCUACAGCCAACCUAACAACAAUCCACUUUUCGGGUGGGUUCUUGUUGGAAAAGAUGAUGACACAAGUAGUGAUUCGCAAGGCCAAGCUUUGAAGCAGCCAAUUGACUACACUCUGGUUUGGAAUAGUGAGUCAUUGGAGAUCAAGAAAGAUGGGGAUGGUUAUGUUUGGUUACCAACACCACCAGAUGGCUACAAAGCUGUAGGUCAUGUUGUCACCACCUCACCCGAGAAGCCUUCGCUUGACAAAAUCCGGUGUGUUCGUUCUGACCUAACCGAGCAAUGUGAGACCGAUGAAUGGAUUUGGGGAGAAGAUGCAGAGAGCAGCUCAGAUGGGAUUACUGUGCAUGGUUUGAGACCUAGCAAUAGAGGGACACAAGCACUAGGUGUUUGUGUUGGUACAUUUAUAUUCCAAGAUAGUGGGACUUCUUCUUCUACCACUCUGUCUCUAGAGUGUUUGAAGAAUAACAAGUUAAACUUGUCUUCUUGUAUGCCUAAUUUAAGCCAAAUCGAGGCGUUAGUUAAAGCUUACUCUCCAUGGAUUUACUUUCAUCCUAAAGAAACUUACCUCCCCUCUUCUGUGAACUGGUUUUUCAGCAACGGGGCAUUGCUGUAUAAACAAGGGGAAGAGUCUAAACCGGUUUCUGUGGAACCAAAUGGCUCAAACCUUCCUCAUGGUGGCUCGAAUGAUGGUUUAUAUUGGCUGGACCUUCCAAUUGAUGAGAAUGCAAAAGAUGCAGUUAUGAAAGGCGAGAUAGGAAGCUCUGAGGCUUAUCUACACAUCAAGCCUAUGCUCGGUGCAACAUUCACCGAUAUAGCUAUGUGGAUUUUCUACCCUUUUAAUGGACCUUCGACAGCUAAAAUCGAGCUGAUCAACGUUCCAUUAGGCCGGAUAGGGGAACAUGUCGGGGAUUGGGAGCACCUCACCCUAAGAAUCAGCAAUUUUAAUGGUGUGUUGAACAGUGUCUACUUUUCGCAGCAUAGUGGAGGGACAUGGGUUGAAGCUCCAUUGCUCGAGUUCCACAGUGGUACUAAUAAGGCCGUGGCAUACUCGUCACUUCAUGGACAUGCUAAUUAUCCAAAGCCAGGACUUGUGUUACAAGGAGGCCUUGGAGUUGGGAUUAGGAAUGACACCGCCAAAAGCAAGAUGGUGAUGGACACUGGGACUAGGUAUUCAGUGGUUGCGGCCGAGAAUCUUGGCGGGAAGGUUGUUGAGGAGCCACCAUGGCUGAACUAUGCUAGGAAAUGGGGACCGAAAAUUACAUAUGAACUCGGGGUUGAGGUCGAGAAGGUGGAGAAUUCGUUGAAUGGUCAGCUGAAAUCUGCAUUUGAGAGCUUGGUGAAUCUUCUGCCAGAUGAAGUGUUUGGAGAGGAUGGUCCUACUGGCCCCAAGAUGAAAAACAGUUGGUAUGGAGACGAAGUUUGAAGGGGUAAUUUAUUGGUGCAACAUUUGAUCUUGUAUUAUAUGUUUCCCUUUCUGUAUUUUGUUUUUUAUUGAUUUAUUCUAGACUAGGAUAAAUGUUACAUCUACUACAACAAUUCUAUUUAAUUGUAAUUCAAACAACUCUUCUUUUCUUUAUAUAACAUUAUACUUGUAGCAAGUAAUUAAUCAAACAUAUUGAUUUAAGGGCUGCAAUAUAUGCUUUUCUUGGUGUUACAA
Molecule: messenger RNA, 2072 nt
Organism: Cornus florida
Lineage: Eukaryota; Viridiplantae; Streptophyta; Magnoliopsida; Cornales; Cornaceae
Exons: 2
Coding region: 57-1838 (593 amino acids)
Source: RefSeq, a predicted model, not a curated record